Cladophialophora psammophila CBS 110553 is the source of this 945-nucleotide messenger RNA. RefSeq lists its product as uncharacterized. The transcript has a single exon. The coding region runs from base 1 to 945 and encodes 314 amino acids. The record is from RefSeq and is a predicted model, not a curated record. Lineage: Eukaryota; Fungi; Ascomycota; Eurotiomycetes; Chaetothyriales; Herpotrichiellaceae. Gene Ontology annotation, molecular function: catalytic activity.
AUGAGCUAUCAGUCAUAUCUCAAGUCCACCGCAGCCUAUGCCAACAGCAAAACUCCUUCUCCAGGUUCUACCCAUCGAAAACCUCCUCCGACCUCAGCGCCGUCCAACACACCUUCUUUCUCAUCAAUUCAUAGCACCCUGACAAAAAAUGCCACUACAACAUCUACCAAUGCUCCUUUCACGCCGGCAUCAUCAACGAACUCACCAGCAAACCUCUCCGCCCCCAAAAUUCUGCCUGUCUCCGGCUCAAGCAUUCCUACUCGUGAACCGACUCGCACACCCUUGACCAAAGAACAAAUUGACGCUGCGUUGAAAGCAUGCUUGGAUUUACAAAUUACUGCUGCGACUUUGCACGAGAAGCGGCCUUUUGCAGCCUUGCUCCUCGGACCUGACAACACCACUUCCCUGCUUACGCACUUCUCCAUUUCUCAUGUCCAACAUGCGGAGACCGAGCUUGCCCGGCUAGCUACCCUGCACUUCACACAGGAAUACCUCGCUGCAUGCACGCUGGUGUCAACUUGGGAACCGUGCGCUAUGUGUGCGGGGACAUUGUACUGGAGCAAUAUUGGACGCCUGCUCUAUGCUGCCAGUGAAGAGAAGUUGAAAGAUUUAACAGGUGGUAACAACAAGGAGAACAUGACAAUGUCACUUCCAUGUCGGGAUGUGCUUAAGGCUGGUCAGAAGGACACCGAGGUCAUCGGACCUGUCAAGGGUUGGGAAGAGAAGGUCGUUGAAGAGAGUGCAAAAUGGUGGAAAGAACAUCAGUCCAACGAAUCUGUGAGGAGACUGAGAGAGGGCAGUGUGAAUGGAAGCGAGAGGGCGGGAAGCCUGUCAAGUAUGCGUCACGGCACGCCGACGACCUGGACAGGAGAAGAGACUGUUCUCAGCAGCAUCGAUGACGAGGGUGAAUACAAAGCGGAGCUUGAUAUUGACUGGAUGAGGUAG